Messenger RNA from Adineta steineri, 3465 nucleotides. The record is from the annotation of a GenBank genome assembly. NCBI's taxonomy places the organism in Eukaryota, Metazoa, Rotifera, Eurotatoria, Adinetida, Adinetidae.
AUGAUACGUUUAUCCGCUGAUAAUGAUGUACUCGAUAAUUAUCUUUCUCAUGAUCGAAAUUCAUCAUCAUCAUCAUCACGUACAAUUCAAGAAGUUGCAUCAAGUACACUUAUCGAUAGUUUAGCAGCUGAAUGGUGGUCAAUAAAUUUAUCACAACAUGUUAUUAAUGAUUUACUUGAAAAUCUUCUACCAAUAAUAGUUUUAGGAUGUGAAAAAGUUAUUAAUGAAGCUGAUGAACGUCAUUUAAUUGGAACAACAACACCCGAUCGAUCAUUUAAUCCAAUAAAUCGUUUAGCAUCAUUUUUAAUGCGUAAUAAUCCAAAAUAUAUGCAUUAUUCAACAUUAUCACCAUAUCAUUAUUCAAUGAAAUCUUUAUUAAAUACGAAAAAAGUUCAAGUUUUAAAAGUUUAUGGUGAAGAAGAAACAUUAUUACGUACAAUACUUAAACAAAGACAAACUGAACGUAAUGAACAUCAUGAUGUUACUGAUAAAGAAGAAGAACGUCGAAAAAAAUCAUUAAAAAUACUCUUUUCCGAUUGGAAUGUACCUGAAAGAGGAUGGAUUCAAACAAAACUCAUUAACAAUAUGCUUGAACAAUUCAAUGAAGUUUCAAAAGAAAUUAGUUUGAAAUCAAAUUUACCUGUAUUUCAAUCACAUCGAAUGCAUCUUGGAAAUUUUACUGAAAAUUUUUUCAAUGGUUUAAAUAAUGAAUCUGGAAAAAAUUUUGAUUCAAUUCUUAAUGUAUAUCGUCGUUGUGCACAAACUUAUUCAAAUAUUGUUCAAGAACAUGAACUUGAUCUUCUUUUACAACGUGUUUUUAAUCAAUUAGAUGAAAAACAAAGUGGUUUUCUUCUUCGACAAAAUGUUAUGAAAUUAUUACAGAAAUUUUAUAAAGCAUUAAAUGAUCAAGAUAAAAAAAAUGUGAAUCAACCAGAUCAAUGGCCUGUUCUUAAACAAAUCACAACAGAUGAAGAGAUUGAAGAUGAAGAUCUAUCCGAAUCAGAAAAAGAGGAAGAAGAGAAACAACCUGAAGUACCAAAAAAACAUGAACACGAAACACAUCAACAAGAAAAACCGUCCGAAACAAAUGAAGAACAUAAGCAUGAUGAGGCAACCAAAGCUGGUGAACAUGGAAAACCAGAUGAAGCAACCAAAACUGAAGAACAUGGAAAACCAGAUGAAGCAGUCAAGACUGGUGAACAUGAGAAGUCAGGUGAAGCACCCAAAACUGAAGAACAUGAGAAACCAAAUGAAGCAGCCAAAACUGGUGAACACGAAAGAGCAGGUGAAGCACCGAAAACAGAUGAAGAAGAAAAAUUACAUGAAAGACCAAAGACAAAUGAACAAAAGACUACAUUAAGUACUCUACCUGAUGCUAAUAAAAAAAAAGAUCAACAAGAGAAAAAAGAUCAAAAAAAGAAAAAAGAAGAAGAACAAGAAGAAGCAGAUGUAGAAGAAAACAAAAUUACUAUUGAAUUAAAACCACCUUCAGCUUAUGAAGCAAAUUAUCGUUUCACAAAAGAACACAAAUCAGUUUAUAAUUUAGAACAUUUUGAUACAGACGAUAUUACUAAAUCAAAUCCGUAUGAUGAAAAACUUAUGGAUAAAAAACAAUUUAGUUCCUUGUUAAUAUCAUUUUCUGGUUUGAAAAAAGAUGAAAUGAUUGUAUCAGCAUUAAUCGAUUUUUUUCGAACAACUUAUAAAGAAACUGAUGAAGAGAAAACUGAAAAAAAAACUUAUUUACAACAACAACUUAUUGAUGAACAACGACGUACACAAUGUGAUUUAUUAUUUGAAAAAAUAAAUACAUCAUGUACAGGACUUAUUAAACUUGAACCAUUGAUUAAUAUUCUCAAACAAUAUAAAGAAGGAACAGCAUUUGAACAUAUUGAACAAGUUUUCGAAACAUAUCAAGAUCAUUCACAAAUAAGUCGUGAACAAUUUUUCGAUCUUAUUAUUAAUAUUUAUCAAACACUCAAUGAAGCAUUGAAUGGUGAAGAAAAACUCGAUGACCUUACGAAAUAUAUCGAUAGUCAACAAUCACCAUUAAAUCCAACUGAUCGCACACGUAUUCAAACUCGUCAACAAUGGUUAAAACGUAUACGUAAUAUUCCAUUUCGAUCAGUAGGUCAUCUAUAUAAAGAAGUUAUGGAUAUAAUACAAAAAGAUUCGAAUACAUUUGGUAGUCAACCAUCAAAAUAUUUAAGUAUUUAUAUUGCUUUAUUGGAAAGCAAUAAAAAUCAAUUACGAUAUGUUGCUACAACAAAUGAUCAAACUGAUUUAUUAUUAGGUAAAACAUUACAACGUGAUCAAGGCAUUUCUUUUCAAGUACUUGAAAAUGGCAGAUGGGCAUAUAUAAAUCAAACAAAAAAUCAUUCGCGAAUACAUUUUUUUAAUCCUGAUGCUAAAAAUGAAUCAGGUAGUUUUGUUUUAAUGCCAUUAAAACGUAUACAACGAAAAUAUUCGAAUGGUCUAUUGGGUAUUGAUACAAUACAAGAACAAAAAGAAAAAGCAUUUGUUAAACAUGAAGUUAAAUUUUAUGAAGGUAUUACAUCCGUAUUAUCAGACACAUUGACAUUUAUUGAUUUUCAUGUUAAUAUGAUAAAAAUUCUUAAACGAUUUACUUAUUGGAUUCAACUGCGACAUAUAAAUGUUUCAUCGGUUGAUUACUAUACUUAUGAACCUGUAUUACUUCAAAAUCCACAAAAACGUGUACUUGAACAUGUUUUAACAUAUUCCAAAGAAAAUUUAACAGUAUUCGAUACACCCAUAACAACCAAUAGUCGUGAACAAGUAUUUAAAUAUUAUCUUGAACAUGCUGCAACAACAUGUCAAUCAACAAUAACUUCAUUUCUUGAUCAAACUCAUAUGAUACAUGCAAUGCGUGGUAGAGAUAAAUUUUGUUUUGGUUUAAUUGAUACAAAUAUUGGUGAACAAACAGAUUUACCACAUGAACAAAAACAAGAUUUAAUAACAAUGUAUCAUUAUAUUUAUAAAGCUGCUGAUGUAUUAGAACAAGAAUUAUUUGAAGAUAAAACAAAACAAUUAUUAACUUAUGAAAAUCAAUCUGAAGAAAUGCGUUUAAAUUAUCUUUUUGAUCGUAUUUGGUAUAAAGAUAUAUGUAAUAAAAUAAAAGAAUUAACAAAAGAAAAAAUCCAAGAAUUUGUCGAUAAUAAAUCUAAAUGGAAUACUCAAAUAAAAGAUAUUUUAUCGAGUAUUAGUCAUAUUGUUAAAGAACAUGAAAUAAAUCCAUCUGAUUAUGCUAAGGAUCUCAUUCCAGCUAUGAAAGUAUUUGAUCCAACAGCAACAGAAAAUGUUCAUAAUAAUGCAUGGAAUCAUGUUGAACAAUCAUUACACAAUAUUCAUCAAUCAACUUUGCCGCAAACAUCAUCAGAUAUAAUUAAAAUAUUCUAUGAAUGGUUAAAUCUUGCCUAUGAACUACAUAAAAUUUCAAAAACUCAUUAA